This is a messenger RNA of Malus domestica (apple), 1422 nucleotides long. RefSeq names its product phenylcoumaran benzylic ether reductase Pyrc5. The record is from RefSeq and is a predicted model, not a curated record. Gene Ontology annotation, molecular function: oxidoreductase activity. NCBI's taxonomy places the organism in Eukaryota, Viridiplantae, Streptophyta, Magnoliopsida, Rosales, Rosaceae.
GAGUAGUGGCAAUGCCUAUCGAUCCGGUUGAAGGAAGAUGCAUGCAUCGUGGUGUUAUUUAUUUCCCAUGCUUUAUAUCUAUAUAUACGUACACAGGACCUUUAUUUUUGGAUAAGAAGUUGUAAAAGUUGAUUUCUCACUCACACUGAAAAGCAAAGACACUUUGAUCAUUGUCAAUGGACUUCUCAGCUAUCCACUUAUUCCUCAUCUCCCUAGGAACCCUCUCACUCGCCUUCUUUCUCAAACUCAUCCCAUUCCGAUUCCCCCCAAUCCCAUUCCGGAUGGCAUCCAAGUCCAAAAUCCUCUUCAUUGGUGGCACCGGCUACAUUGGAAAGUUCAUUGUCGAGGCUAGCGCCAAGGCCGGCCACUCCACCUACGUUCUGGUCCGAGAAACUACCCUCUCCAACCCGGCAAAGUCCAAAGUCAUCGAGAACUUCAAGGCUCUGGGCGUCAACUUCGUCCUGGGUGAUCUGUACAAUCACGAGAGCUUGGUGAAGGCGAUCAAGCAAGUCGACGUGGUGAUCUCGACGGUGGGGCACGCGCAGUUGGCUGAUCAGGGCAAGAUCAUUGCUGCCAUUAAAAAAGCAGGCAAUGUUAAGAGAUUUUUCCCCUCGGAGUUUGGAAAUGACGUCGACCGAGUUCACGCUGUUGAGCCUGCCAAAUCGGCGUUUGAGACCAAGGCCAAGAUUCGCAGAGCUGUGGAGGCUGAGGGGAUUCCUUACACCUAUGUGUCCUCCAACUUCUUUGCUGGUUACUUCUUACCUACUUUGAACCAGCCCGGAGCUUCUUCCCCUCCUAGGGACAAAGUCGUCAUUUUGGGCGAUGGAAACCCCAAAGCAAUUUUCAACAAGGAAGACGACAUUGGGACGUACACAAUUAGGGCAGUGGAUGACCCAAGAACCUUGAACAAAGUCCUCUACAUCAGGCCCCCUGCCAACACCAUCUCAUUCAAUGAGCUUGUCUCUCUGUGGGAGAAGAAGAUUGGCAAAACCCUCGAGAGAAUCUAUGUCCCGGAGGAGCAGCUGCUCAAGAACAUCCAAGAGGCAGUUGUGCCGCUCAAUGUGAUACUAUCAAUUGGCCACUCAGUUUUUGUGAAGGGAGACCACACUAACUUUGAGAUCGAGCCCUCAUUUGGCGUGGAAGCCACAGCCCUUUACCCUGAUGUCAAAUACACCACCGUCGAGGAGUACCUCAACCAGUUUGUCUGAGAUUUGAAAGGGUGUUGGUGGUUUUAUACGAGUGAAACUGACUACCCUUGCAAAUAAUUAGUAGGUAGUUUGGUGAUUAAUGUAUCUCAGGUUGUGUGGAAAUAACUGGCAUAUUGGGACAGUUGAUUUCCCUUUGUGUCAUCUUGUUUGUUGAUGAACUCUCUGUGCUACCUUUUGUUAAAUGAUGGAAAAGACGGGUUGUAUAUUUCUUCCC